Molecule: messenger RNA, 1711 nt
Organism: Zingiber officinale
Lineage: Eukaryota; Viridiplantae; Streptophyta; Magnoliopsida; Zingiberales; Zingiberaceae
Exons: 5
Coding region: 1-1428 (475 amino acids)
Source: RefSeq, a predicted model, not a curated record
AUGCCGAAAGCGUAUGCUUCUGAUCAUGUUGUGAAGGCGGUAGAGGAUGAAGAUGAUGACGAUUUCGUCACCAAUGAGGUGAAGCGGCGUCUGAAGGAGCUGAGGAAGAACAGCUUCAUGGUGCUCAUACCUGAAGAAGGAUAUCCAGAAGAGGAAGAGGGGGGAGGGAGCAGCUCGAGCGGGUGGAGGGAGUCGGAAGAGGGUGGCGAUGCUCCAUGGUGCACGUUUAAUGCAAUUUAUGCUAAGUACACGGAGCGGAUGACGUUCUUUGACAAGCUGAUGGUCAAGAGUCUCAAAGAAGCUGGAUCGUUGGGUGCUUCAAAACAUUCACAAAGCUCUUUGUCAAAGAAGUUGUAUAUGAACCUGCUUAACCUCCCUAUCAAGGCACAAAAUGGACAUUGUGAUGGCAAUGAAAUUCUUAGAAGUCAGCAGGAAGAUAGCCCUUGUGAGAAUCUUGAAGCUGCUUAUGUUUCACAAGUUUGUUUAAGUUGGGAGAUUCUCCAUAAUCAUUUUCAGAUAGUUGUUGAAGUACCAAAUGUCAGCUGGGAUGAUAUUGGUGGGCUGGAAAAUGUCAAGAGGGAACUGCAAGAGUUAAAUCCUCCCAAAACUAUCGCCGACGCCAUCCUCACUCGCCUCGCACGUGCCGACGCCGUCAUCACCAUCGGCCUUACGGGGGCAAUUUCGUCCAGAUGUGCAUUUAUAAAUGGCGCACUGAGCGAACCCUCUCUCUCUCAACAAGAGUCUUGUCGAUCGCGCACGAUUUCGUCCACCGAAGACCCGAAACGCGCGGCGAUGACGAAGGUCCACCCCAACGCCUCUCCGGCGGUUCCACCCAGUUAUGAAUCGGAAUCUCCUGUGUGGCGGCGGAGGAAGCCGGCAGGCGUGGUCUUUACAGUGUGGCGGAAGUCGCUCCUCUUUAACGGGAAUGGGUUCACGGUGUUCGAUGCCAAGGGAAAUUUGGUGUUUCGAGUCGAAAACUACUCGGCUGGGAGUAGAAAUGAGUUCGUUCUCAUGGACGCCGCCGGCAAGCCGCUGCUUACCAUCCGGAGAAAGAAGCUGAGUCUUGGAGAUCACUGGCUGAUUUACAAUGGUGAUGAGAGCGCCAAUCCUCAGUUUGCCGUCAAGAAGCACAAGAACCUCUGGCUCUCAAAGGGGAUGGCACGAGUGACUCCAUGCACUUCUGGUGCCAAGGCAUGCCUCACCUAUGACAUCGAGGGCUCUUACUCAGAGCGAUGCUGCGCCAUCUAUGACCACAACAGACAGCAGAUGGCGGAGAUCAAGAGAAAGGAAUCUGCCCAAGGCAUUGCCCUUGGCCUUGAUGUCUUCCGACUGAUCGUGGAGCUAGAAUUCGACUCAUCUCUCACUAUGGCCAUCGUGAUAAUUCUCGAUCAAAUGUUUGGAUUCAGAAGAUUCCUUUCCAGAGGUUAAAGCUAAAGCUUCUCCGGCUGUUGUGCUUGUAUUUUAUCAGGUUGUUACUUAUUGCUCUCUCCUCAAGUUUGUAACCACAGAACAGAAGAGCCAAAAUAACAGAGUGAAAGAAGGUGACUUCUUGUAUGUGCAUAAGAUGAGAGGAACAAGUGACAAACAAUGAGCGCAAAGAAAGUAAAAAAGCACCGUGUUUGUAUUGCUCCUCUGUAAAAUACCGAAAAUAGGCGAAUAUUAAUAAAGGAAUUUUCCGGGAUUUUUGGAAAUUUUCCGGGAAUUUUUCGGA